Molecule: messenger RNA, 954 nt
Organism: Microtus oregoni (creeping vole)
Lineage: Eukaryota; Metazoa; Chordata; Mammalia; Rodentia; Cricetidae
Product: taste receptor type 2 member 39-like
Exons: 1
Coding region: 1-954 (317 amino acids)
Biological process (GO): detection of chemical stimulus involved in sensory perception of bitter taste; sensory perception of taste; G protein-coupled receptor signaling pathway
Cellular component (GO): membrane
Molecular function (GO): G protein-coupled receptor activity; bitter taste receptor activity
Source: RefSeq, a predicted model, not a curated record
AUGGCUCAAUCCAGCGACUACUGGACAUACGAGGUGCCACCAUUUGCCAUCUUAAUUUUGACAGUUGUAGCCACAGAGUGCCUCGUUGGUAUCAUUGCAAAUGGGAUCAUCAUGGCUGUGAAUGUGGUCCCAUGGGUUCAGAAAAAGGCAGUUUCCAUAAAUACUAGAAUUCUACUUCUCCUGAGUAUAUUCAGAAUAGGCUUCCAAAGCAUCAUCUUGGUAGAAACGACGUUCUUCAUAUUCAAAGAUUCUUUUUACGACAGUGUUUCCUAUUGUUUCUCCAAAGUAAGUUUUGUAUUCUUAAAUUAUUGCGAUCUCUGGUUCACCGCUUUGCUUAGCUUCUUCCACUUUGUAAAGAUUGCCAAUUUUUCUUACCGCCUAUUCCUUAAACUAAAGUGGAGAAUUUCUGGAUUGAUGCCCUGGCUUCUGUGGCUCUCUGUGUUUAUUUCACUCAGCUUCAGCGUGUUCUUCUGCAAGGACACCUACAUUGUGUAUAACAACAAUUCGCAAAGUUCCAACAUCUUCAACUUCACAGUGUACAUGAUUGAGACUAAUGUGGUCAAUGUGGCUUCUUUAUUAAGUUUGGGAAUCGUUCCUCCUCUAAUCAUGUCCACUGCAGCAACCACUCUGCUGAUUUUCUCUCUCAGGAGACAUACCCUGCAUAUGAGAUAUAGUGCCACUGGCUCCAGAGACCCCAGCAGGGAGUCUCACAUGCGGGCCAUCAAGGAAACCAGCUGCUUUCUCAUUCUCUAUAUCUCAAAUGCGGCAGUUCUGUUUGUGUACAUGUCCAACGUCGUCAAUGCCAGUUUUUUCUGGAGUGUUGUGCUUAAAAUUGUUCUGCCUUCCUAUCCAGCUGGCCAUUCAAUUUUACUAAUUCAGAACAACCCUGGAUUAAGAAGAGCCUGGAAACAGCUUCAGUCCCAAAUCCAUCUGUAUUUACAAAAUAGAUUCUGA